AUGAGGCUCGAUGGGAUCUCGUUAUGUCUUCUUACCCGGUUUGUUGCGCUUGUCACCGCGAGUGAGUCCCCAACCUCAUUAGGCGGGACGAUCGUCGAUUCUUCCACAGAGCAGGGGAGGGAGAGCGAAAGCCCGUAUUUUCCCUGGACGCAUCAACCCAUCUGCUCGGAGCACCUCAGCGAAGCGGGAGAUGAGUUCUGCGUCUACACAAACGCGUCCUUCAGCAACGGACGCGGCAUCUCCAUCUUCACCACGCCCGCGAUCGCGCGCGAGUUUGCGUCUCUGCCACCGUUCCAAGAUGCCACGGCACUGUCCUCCAAGGGCAUCAACCCCGACACAGACGAGGAAGAUCGGCCCUGGUACACGGCGUCCCUCCCCGGUAAGGGAAUCGGCAUGUUGGCGUCGCGGCCGCUCAAACGUGGCGAUCUGAUCACGGCGUAUACGCCCGCCCUUGUCGCACAUAUAGGCGACCUCGUCUUCUCAGAGGAUCGGGAGAGAUUGCUGAAGCUGGCUAUUGAUCAACUACCCCCGGCAAGUCGAGAUGCCUAUCUCGACCUGGCCAAGAUUUACGAUGAGCCGGAGGUCGUGGCUCAGGAUGUGUUGAAGGCGAAUGGAUUCGACAUGAAGAUUGGGGGGUUGUUGCAUCCGGCUGUGUUUCCAGAGGCCGCGAGAUACAACCAUGCCUGUGAUCCCAACGCGCAAUACUUCCUCUCGACCGACCUGUUGACACACUACGUCCAUGCCGUGCGCCCCAUCGAAAAGGACGAGGAAAUCACAAUCUCGUACGCGCCGCCUCUCCGCCUCCACGCCGACCGGCAGCAAUUCUUCAACCUCCGCACGGUACGAGACUCGGACAAGGCUACUCAAGACAUCGUCAACCUGCAGUGGCAGCUCUCCCGACCCGACCCGACCGCCGGCGUCAGAGAAGCCGAAACGCUCGUCGACCUCUACAAAGCCGAGGGACUGGAAGGGUUUCUGGACGACGCGUACGGUCACGCCGCACUGGCGUAUAGUCGCGUCGGCAGCGCGAGAGGGGCCAAGAAGUAUGCCAGGUUGGCGGUCGAGGCCGCGUGGUUCAAGUACGGGUUUGACGGGGAAGGCAUGGACAAGGUCAGGGAGUGGGAGAGCAUCGCGAGGGAUCCUACGGCUCAUGCGAGUUGGAGGAGUGCGAUCAGGAAGACGGAAUUAUAG
Messenger RNA from Fonsecaea monophora, 1191 nucleotides. RefSeq lists its product as hypothetical. The transcript has 3 exons. The coding region runs from base 1 to 1191 and encodes 396 amino acids. The record is from RefSeq and is a predicted model, not a curated record. NCBI's taxonomy places the organism in Eukaryota, Fungi, Ascomycota, Eurotiomycetes, Chaetothyriales, Herpotrichiellaceae. Gene Ontology annotation, molecular function: protein binding.